AUGGAGAAGAAGAAUGAGAAUGAGGAUUGGGAAAAGGAAAUCAAGAAAAGGAGCAAAGGACGGCAAAAGAUCAGAAUAGAGAAAAUAGCAAACAGAAACAGUUUACAAGUGACGUUCUCGAAGCGGCGGGCGGGGGUGUUCAAGAAAGCGAGCGAACUGAGCGCAUUGUGCGGCGCUGAAGUUGCUGUCAUUGUUGAAUCUCCUGCUGGUAAAGUCUAUUCCUUUGGAAACCCUUGUGUGGACUCUGUUAUCAAUCGCUACGAAACAGGAGGGCAUGAUGAAGACGGGUUUAGUGCCGCUCUUAGGCUUCAAAUUGAAGAAGAAAGUAAGAAGAAGUAUUUGGAAGCAAUGGGAAUUUUGGACAAGGAGAAAGCUGUGAGUGUUGGUGAUAGUGGGACUAAUAAUUGGUGGGAAGAUUUGUCUUUGGACAAUUUAGGGUUGCAAGAACUCCAAGAAUGCAUGGCUUCCAUGGAAGUAUUGAAGAACAAUUUAUUGAAAAGAGCUGAUGAUUUGGCCAAUUCUUCUCAUGAUGUUUUGCACCAAUUUGGAGCGCUUCCUCUUCACUAUUAUAAUUAUAAUUUGGGAGGACCUUCUUCAAAUUAA
Messenger RNA from Nicotiana tabacum (common tobacco), 603 nucleotides. RefSeq names its product agamous-like MADS-box protein AGL62. The record is from RefSeq and is a predicted model, not a curated record. NCBI's taxonomy places the organism in Eukaryota, Viridiplantae, Streptophyta, Magnoliopsida, Solanales, Solanaceae. Gene Ontology annotation, biological process: positive regulation of transcription by RNA polymerase II. Gene Ontology annotation, molecular function: protein dimerization activity; RNA polymerase II cis-regulatory region sequence-specific DNA binding; DNA-binding transcription factor activity, RNA polymerase II-specific.